AUGUCUAAGCCAAUUAAUGUGUAUGCAGUAUCAGAGGCUCGCCAAGCUUUUGAAGAAGCUUUGCCGGGUAUUUUCUCUAGAUUAGGCUACACUCAAACUUUUAAGUUAAUAGAUACGAAGUUAUUCCUAGGAUAUUCGUUGGUAGUAUUUGCUGCAGCAAGUUUUCUACUCGACAAAAAGUUGACAUGGGAGGAGUCUAAACAAUAUCAGUUGAUAUUGGUCUCUUUAUAUGCGGUUGUCUGCGGUGUACAAUGGUGGUUUAACAAGUUUGUUGAGAAAGGUAUAAUAUAUCAGGGCACUAAUAAGGAUAACAAGAUCAGCAUAGGUGCUAAAUUCAAGAAGAACUCACAUGAGUUCCACAUAUAUAUUGCGGACUCCACGAACCAACGUGUUGAGUUGGAAACUUCUUUCACCAAAUUCUUCAAUGAGCAAGGUUAUUUACAGACUGAACUUCUAUACAACUACUUCAAGCAACAAACUGAACAAUUGGUUAGCAAAAAAAGCAAAUAG
Molecule: messenger RNA, 510 nt
Organism: Kluyveromyces marxianus DMKU3-1042
Lineage: Eukaryota; Fungi; Ascomycota; Saccharomycetes; Saccharomycetales; Saccharomycetaceae
Gene: SPC2
Product: signal peptidase complex subunit SPC2
Exons: 1
Coding region: 1-510 (169 amino acids)
Biological process (GO): protein targeting to ER
Cellular component (GO): membrane; signal peptidase complex
Source: RefSeq, a predicted model, not a curated record